This is a messenger RNA of Orycteropus afer afer, 624 nucleotides long. It is a transcript of the gene CUNH2orf80, whose product is annotated as chromosome unknown C2orf80 homolog. The transcript is spliced from 7 exons. Lineage: Eukaryota; Metazoa; Chordata; Mammalia; Tubulidentata; Orycteropodidae. The coding region runs from base 1 to 624 and encodes 207 amino acids. The record is from RefSeq and is a predicted model, not a curated record.
AUGGAAAGAAGACUCCUAAAAAGGGAAAUGAAAAAAAUCCUGGGAGAUUAUAUUGGCAUCAGACUUCGGGAAAAUGAAUUUGACCCAAAAGGAAGAAGGCAACUCACCUUUCUAGAUGAUAUGGCUCAUUAUGCCUUGGGCGUCAGUGUUGCUUUGCAAUGGCUGGAUCACUCAGAAGACUUAACGUGGCUGGAGUGGGAGGAAGUGAAAAUGCCAUUUCAUCGCAGGCCCAUAUACCCAAAUCGUGUAGAACGAGAAGCAAUGAUUUUAUCGUCAUAUGCUGGAAUCUUGAUGAACAGCAUCCAAAUUGAGGAAGUCUUUAAACUUUAUGGGGCUGCUGCUGCUUCUACCGAUUCUGGUACAACCAAGGUUCCUCGGGCUCCAUCUUUCCGUCUCUCCUUGCACCCUUUUGCCAUGUUAACAGCACCCAAAGCAGCAGAGUAUGCCCACAAACAGAGUGUCAAGUUAAGAAGAGGAACAACAAAUAAAAUUGCCACCAGCAGCUCUGCAAAGGAAGCAAAUGUCACGGAAUGGAAAUCAUCAAGAAGUUUACCUUUGAACACACAGCCAAAGAACAAAGUAUGUCUACAACACAGAUUGAACCAAACUUUGUUAGCCAUCUAA